Messenger RNA from Marmota monax (woodchuck), 7240 nucleotides. RefSeq names its product TRIO and F-actin binding protein (gene Triobp). Gene Ontology annotation, cellular component: actin cytoskeleton. Gene Ontology annotation, molecular function: actin filament binding. Bases 61 to 6594 code for a protein of 2177 amino acids. Gene Ontology annotation, biological process: actin filament organization; positive regulation of substrate adhesion-dependent cell spreading. The transcript has 23 exons. The record is from RefSeq and is a predicted model, not a curated record. NCBI's taxonomy places the organism in Eukaryota, Metazoa, Chordata, Mammalia, Rodentia, Sciuridae.
GCCCCUUCUAGAAGGUCAGCCGGUGGCUCACAGGAGCUGCCCUGGCCUGGCUCACCCAAUAUGGAGCAUGAGGCUGAGAAGGUCUCCUGUGAACCCUUCGAGGCCAAUAUGCUUACCCAGAGCUGCUGUCAAAACUGCCUCCACCCUGAGGAGGCCCAUGGAGCAAGACACCAGGAGCUGGGGAGCUCUUCCAGCGUUGAGGCGCCCUACUACGACCUGCCCCGCUGCCCGCCAGCCCCUGAGGACCCGCUCAGCACCUCCACCUCAGAUUGCCAGUCUGCGGUGGGCCAGGGGCCCAAGAGGGGCCUGUCCCUGACAGCAGGGCUUCCUGAGGAGGACCCCAAAGCUGCCCCCAGGAGCAGGCACCAGGAGCUGGAGGCAGUGCCCUAUCUGGAGGGCCUGGCCCCCUCCCCGAGUGGCAGCUGCUACGAGGACCCCAACUCUGACACCAGCUGGAGCCCUGGCAGUUCCACCCAUGACACCAGCAGGUCAUCCUCUGUGGACUUCGACACUGUUGAGAGGUGGGCGGAAGUCCCCAGCUGGGACCUGCUUGCGAUGAUCCCGCAGAGGCCCCAGGAGGGGCAAAGAGCCGAAGGUGCCCGAAGGGUCACCAGGUCCCCUACAAGAGGAGACACUGCAGGCCAGAAAAAGGAUGACUCGGGCGCUGGGAGCCGCUGUGCCGCACAGCACUGGGCCAAGCUCCGGGGAGAAGGCGGGUACUUCUCCUUGGAGCGACAGCACUCAGCCCCUGCCCAGGCUUCCUCUGCGACACCACAGCACAGACCUCACAGCGCCACCACCCCGGCCUCUGCUCAGGCUGCUUCUGCACAGCGAGAAGCCCCCCGGGCCUCCUCUACCCACCGAGUCGCUCAGAAGGACAACCCUAGGCCCUCUUCCACCCAGCAGAACACCCCCAGGGCCUCCUUCACCCAGCGGAACACCCAGGCGACCUCAUUGCCCCCCAGAGUAAGCCCGCGGGGUAGCCCCGGAACCUCAUCCACCCAAGGAAGCCGUCCUCAACUGUCCUCUCCCCUCAGAGCUGCCCAGGAAGACAACCUCGGAACCUCUACUCAACAGGACAGCCCACAAUCUUCUGUUCCCACUUCUCAGCGGGAGACCCCCAGGAUAUCCUGUGCCCAGCGGGACAACCCCAGAGCCUCCUCUCCCAGCAGAACCUCCCAGCGGGACAACCCUACAGCCUCCUGUACCCAGAGGGACAACCCCAGAACCUCCUCCCCGAGCAGAGCCACCCAUCGGGACAACCCCAGAGCCUCCUGUACCCAGAGGGACAACCCCAGAACCUCCUCUCCCAACAGAACCUCCCAGCGGGACAACCCUACAGCCUCCUGUACCCAGAGGGACAACCCCAGAACCUCCUCUCCCAACAGAACCUCCCAGUGGGACAACCCUACAGCCUCCUGUACCCAGAGGGACAACCCCAGAACCUCCUCCCCAAGCAGAGCCACCCAGCGGGACAACUCCAGAGCCUCCUCUCCCAGCAGAACCGCCCAGCGGGACACCCCCAGAGCCUCCUCUCCCAACAGAACCUCCCAGCGGGACAACCCUACAGCCUCCUGUACCCAGAGGGACAACCCCAGAACCUCCUCCCCGAGCAGAGCCACCCAGCGGGACAACUCCAGAGCCUCCUCUCCCAGCAGAACCUCCUCUCCCAGCAGAACCACCCAGCGGGACACCCCCAGAGCCUCCCGUACUCACCGAGACACCCCCAGAACUUCUCCCAACAAAGCCACCCAGAGGGACAACUCCAGAACUUCCUGUGCCCAACGGGACAAUCCCAGAGCUUCUUCUCCCAACAGAACCACCCAGAAGGAAAGCUCUAGAACCUUCUGUGCCCAAUGGGACAACCCCAGAACCUCCUCCCCCAGCAGAACCACCCAGCGGGACACCCCCAGAACCUCCUCUGUCCAACAGAACGCCCCCAGAAUCUCUCCUGCCCAACGAGCCAACCCCAAAGCCUCCUGUACCAGGUGGGAGCACCUCAGGAGCACCUGCACCCAGCGGGACUCCCCACACUCCUCCUUCGUUCAGCGGGACGGCCCUGGGACUCCCAGCGUUCAGACCAGUAUCCCAAAGGACAACCCGGGACCACCAUCUCCCUGCCGCUCCACUCAGAGAAACAGUCCCGGGAAUCCUUCUCCCCACCGCACCAACAGAGACAUCCCCUGGGCUUCCUUCCCACUCCGGCCAACUCAGAGUGACGGCCCCCGAUCCUCUUCUCCAUCCCGCUCCAAGCAAAGUGAGGUGCCCUGGGCAUCCGUGUCCCUCCGGCCAACCCAAGGUGACAGGCCUCAGACCUCCUCUCCCUCCAGACCAGCCCAGCGGGACCCACCCCAGACUUCUGCUGGCCCCUCCCAGCACACCUUGCCCUCGGGGGCCACCUCUUCUACCCACGAUCCUGGCCACCUCAGUGCCUGGCGCAUGUCCUCGCCUCUGUACCCUGGGGCCCGCGGGGCGCCCCAGUUCUCUUCUGGGCCCUUCCAGCCAACAUGUGCCGUGUGCAUAGGACACCGAGAUGCCCCUCGAGCCUCUUCACCGCCCCGCUAUUUGCAGCACGACCCCUUCCCCUUCUUCCCAGACCCCCAAGCCUCUGAGAUGGAGUUGCCCCACCAUGACCCGCCCCCCCUGCCACCGGCUGUGUGCAUUGGCCACCGCGAUGCCCCCUGGGCAUCCGCGCCCCCUCGCCACACCCAGUACGACCCCUUCCCCUUCCUCCCAGACACAUCAGAUACCGAAAACGAAAAGGAGCCCCCGCACCACGACCCUCCUCAGUUGCCCCCACCUGUGUGCAUUGGGCACCGGGAUGCGCCUCGGGCCUCCUCCCCGCCACGCCAGUUCCCGGAGCCCUCCUUCCUGCUCCAGGAUUACCCCAGGGCCAGCACCGAGAGCCUCGUCCCUUCCACGGAUUCUCUGCCCGAGCCCCCGCACAGGCCCGCCCCCGUGUGCAUCGGCCAUCGGGAUGCCCCCUCCUUCUCCUCGCCGCCCCGCCAGGCCCCCGAGCCCUCCCUGUGCUUCCAGGACCCCCCCGGGGCUAGUAUGGAGAGUCUGGCCCCCUCCACCGACUCCCUGCGCGGCUCCCUCCUGCUGCCCCCACAAGUGUGCAUUGGCCACCGAGAUGCACCCCGAGCGUCCUCCCCUCCCCGACACCCGCCCAGCGACCUGGCGCUCCUAGCGCCUUCACCUCCCCCUGGCAGCUCAGGAGGCUCCCGGGGCUCGGCAGCCCCCUGGGAAACCAGGCACAAUUUGGAAAGGGAGGAGUACACCGUGCUGGCUGACCUGCCCCCGCCCAGGAGGCUGGCCCAGAGGGAGCCAGGACCCCAGGCACACGGGGGCCGCACCCGCAGCCCUGGCCGCGCAGAGGUGGAGCGCCUCUUCGGGCAGGAGCGCAGGAAGUCCGAGGCACCAGGGGCCUUCCAGGCUCGGGAUGAGGGAUGGUCGCAGCGGCCCAGCCAAGGUCAAAGCCAGCUUCACCGAAGACAUUCCAGCCCCAUCCCCAGCAGGCAGGUGACCAAGCUCCCUGCCAAGCAGCCAGAACCAGCCGCCCAUCGGAGCAGAGCAGAGCCCCCUGGGUCCCGGAGUCUUGAGAGGCGGCCUGAGGGUAACCUGCGACUCCAGGCCCCCUCACCGCCCUCCAGGACAUUAGCCAGACCCCCUGAGAGGGAGCCACGGACUGAGAGACCUGCUAAAGGAAGCCGAGCAGACUCCCAGCAGCCUCUGAGGGGGUGGCAGAGUCAGGAGGAGCUUACGGGGUCCCAGGGCUCUCACAGACACUUGGAAAGAAGUUGGAGCAACCACGAGAAAGGCCCAGGGCCUGAGGGCUGGCCAGGACUUGGGGAGCCCAGCCUGGGGGCUGCCAGAAUGCUGGAGGGAACAUGGAGAAGCCUUCCCAGGGAGUACAGGGACAGCUGGGGGCAGUCAGAGGCCUGGAAGGAGGAGCCCCCCAGUAAUGGGCUUCAGGACCCCUUCCAGGAGCCAGCCCAGGGGGGCUGGGGCAGCCUGCAGGAGCUGUCCAGUCCCCACCAGCCUGUGACUCUCCCAGAGAGUUCCUGGGCAGGCCCCCAAGACUUCUCAUACCCUCCGCAGCCAGAGACACCCACUGCCCUGGGCUGGAGGGGUGAGGGAGCAUGCCCACACCUUCCCGGCCCCGAGAAGCCACCUGACCUCGACUGGAGGGACUUGCUGGGCCUCCUCCGGGCACCUGGGGAGGGGGCCUGGGCCCGACUCCCAAGGCUGGACUGGGAAGGUCUCCUGGAGCUCUUGCAGGCCCGGCUGCCCCACAAGGACCCAGCCAGACACUGGGGUGACCCUGCCAGGACUUCAGGACCAGAGCGGGUCCCCCCAGGCACAAAAGAUGCCCCAGAGCCAGAGCGACACAGCCAACCCAAAGACUGGAUGGAGGCCACUCAAGUGAAUGGACAUAUCCCUGGGCAGCGGCCCCAGAGCCCGGCCCAGCCACCUUGCCCUGCCUGCACCUCCACCUCCACCCAGUGGCCAAAGACCAAAGUGACAAGUGACCUAGAGACCUCAACUCUGGAGCAGAUAGGCCACCUGGGGAGCAGCAGCCCCACCGACGGGCCCAGCCCCCCAGUGCUGGAGUUCCAACCAGAGGAGUGUGAGGCGUCAGAACCAGGCAAAGGCCAAGAUUUACUGACUGACCAGAAGCAGGCAGACCCGGCAGACAAGAGGCCAGCAGAGGGCAAGGCUGGGAGCCCACUCAAGGGCCGACUGGUGACCUCAUGGCGGAUGCCCGGGGACCGACCCACGCUGUUCAAUCCGUUCCUGCUGUCUCUGGGGGUCCUCAGGUGGCAAAGGCCCGACCUACUCAACUUCAAGAAGGGAUGGAUGUCGAUCUUGGAUGAGCCUGGAGAGCCCACCUCCCGCAGCCUCAGCCCUUCUCACCUCCCCUCUCCCCAACAGUGGAAGAAGCACUGGUUCGUGCUGACAGAUUCAAGCCUCAAGUAUUACAGAGACUCCACAGCGGAAGAGGCAGAUGAGCUGGACGGUGAGAUCGACCUGCGCUCCUGCACGGACGUCACCGAGUACGCGGUGCAGCGCAACUAUGGCUUCCAGAUCCACACCAAGGAUGCUGUCUAUACCUUGUCGGCCAUGACCUCAGGUAUCCGGCGGAACUGGAUCGAGGCUCUGAGGAAGACUGUGCGUCCAACUUCAGCGCCAGAUGUCACCAAGCUCUCGGAGUGCAAUAAAGAGAACACGCUGCACGGCUAUGGCUCCCAGAAGGGCUCCCUAAAGGCUGGGGAGCAGCGAGCCGGCUCUGAGGCCAUCGGCCGGGCCGGCCCCCGGAAGGCGGAUGGGCCUCGGCAGGCCCUGGACUAUGUGGAGCUGUCCCCGUUGACUCAGGGCUCCCCGCAGCGGGCCCGCGCUCCCGACCGACCGGCCAAGCAGGAGGAGCUGGAGCGGGACCUGGCCCAGCGCUCCGAGGAGCGCCGCAAGUGGUUCGAGGACAGCCGGGCCCCCGAGGUGCCCGCCGGCGAGGGGCCGCGCAGGAGCCUGGGCGCCCCGCUGACGGAGGACCAGCAGAGCCGGCUCAGCGAGGAGAUCGAGAAGAAGUGGCAGGAGCUGGAGAAGCUGCCCCUGCGGGACAACAAGCGGGUGCCGCUCACCGCCCUGCUCCACCAGAGCCGAGGCGAACGCCGCGGGCCCCCGAGCGACAGCCACGAGGCCCUGGAGAAGGAGGUCCAGUCUCUUCGAGCCCAGCUGGAGGCGUGGCGCCUCCGAGGGGAGACCCCUCAGAAUGCACGCAAGUCCCAGGAGGAUGGCCACGUCCCCCCAGGCUACAUCUCUCAGGAGGCCUGCGAGCGCAGCCUGGCGGAGAUGGAGUCCUCGCACCAGCAGGUGAUGGAGCAGCUGCAGCGGCACCAUGAGCGAGAGCUGCAGCGGCUGCAGCAGGAGAAGGAGUGGCUGCUGGCCGAGGAGACGGCGGCCACCGCCUCAGCCAUCGAAGCCAUGAAGAAGGCCUACCAGGAGGAGCUGAGCCGCGAGCUAAGCAAGACGCGCAGCCUGCAGCAGGGCCCAGACGGCCUCCGGCAGCAGCACCAGUCGGACGUGGAGGCUCUGAAGCGGGAGCUGCAGGUGCUGUCGGAGCGCUACUCGCAGAAGUGCCUGGAGAUCGGGGCGCUGACGCGGCAGGCUGAGGAGCGCGAGGACACCCUGCGCCGCUGCCAGCAGGAGGGCCAGGAGCUGCUGCGCCACAACCAGGAGCUGCACACCCGCCUGUCGGAGGAGAUCGACCGGCUGCGCAGCUUCAUCGCCUCGCAGGGCACCGGCAACAGCUGUGGGCGCCCCGAGCGGAGCUCCUGUGAGCUGGAGGUGCUGCUGCGAGUGAAGGAGAAUGAGCUCCAGUACCUGAAGAAGGAGGUGCAGUGUCUGCGCGACGAGCUCCAGGGGAUGCAGAAGGACAAGCGCUUCACCUCGGGAAAGUACCAGGACGUGUACGUGGAGCUGAACCACAUCAAGACGCGGUCAGAGCGGGAGAUCGAGCAGCUGAAGGAGCACCUGCGCCUGGCCAUGGCCGCCCUGCAGGAGAAGGAGUCCACGCGCAAUAGCCUGGCGCAGUAGAGUCCUCAUGGUCCAGUCCAGCUGCAGACCCUCCAGCCCAAGGGACCAAUAGCCCUCUUUCCCUGAUGGAUGGAGUCAGAAGCCAAGCUUUCUCGCCACCCUGUGGGCCGCGCAUGCACGUGUACCAACACACACACACACACACACACACCCCCCACACGUGCACACUCUGCGGAUCUGAGCGCGCCCUGCACUGGGUCUUACCUGGCACCUUCUUCAGGAUUUUAUAUGUGAAGAGAUUUUUAUAUAGAUUUUUUCUUGCAGAACACUUUAUACUUUUUAAAAAGCAAUUCCUGGUGGUGUGUGCCCCAGCACUGAGUCCCCUGUCUCUAGUCCCCUGCUGGGGUGUCAGCUGUGGCCCUGCCCGGGGUCACAGAGGAAGCCCAGGCAGCAGCCAGGCAGGUGGCCCUGGUGAGGAGAGGCCACGAGCCAGCACCCUCCUCCUGCCUACCUCCCACUAACUACUUCCUGCCCUGGGUGGACCCACACCCUGGGACUCUGGACAGAGGACCGAGGAAGCCAGAAGCUGCCCCACGGCCCACCUCCUCCUCCAAGGGGUGCUGGGCCUGGAAACGCUGGCGCCACCCAUGAGGGCGCUUCUCUCCUGCUCUGUGAACCUCCUUAACUUAAUAAAACGUUCCAGCAA